Thamnophis elegans (Western terrestrial garter snake) is the source of this 6394-nucleotide messenger RNA. RefSeq names its product capping protein regulator and myosin 1 linker 2 (gene CARMIL2). Gene Ontology annotation, biological process: regulation of Arp2/3 complex-mediated actin nucleation; cell migration. Bases 1 to 4437 code for a protein of 1478 amino acids. Lineage: Eukaryota; Metazoa; Chordata; Lepidosauria; Squamata; Natricidae. Gene Ontology annotation, molecular function: protein binding. Gene Ontology annotation, cellular component: lamellipodium; plasma membrane. The record is from RefSeq and is a predicted model, not a curated record. The transcript has 40 exons.
AUGGCUGCCUCCUUCAAAGAGAGAUCUGAAGAACUGCACGGAAGCAUCACUAAUUUCUUAGGAACACAGGAGUUUGUCUUACUGGAUGCUCAAUUCCACAUCAAGUCCAAAGUGGAAGACAUUAUCCUGGUUUUGAUGCCUUGGCGAGCAUUGGUGAUGAUGGCAAAGCUUCCUCUCAAGGUCCAAGUUAGCUUCAGCUUCCUAGCUGUGCAAUUGAUCAAAAUGAAAGAAGCUAGAAAGAUUGUCAUAGACGCGGAUACCUCUUCCUUUGAGUUUGACUUCCUGUCAUCGGACAAUCUGGAACAAGCAGUCAGCCACAUGAUUACGUCACUCAAAAAGGUUUUCCCGGGAUCCUCGCCUGGAGAUCUCCUCCAGAACGCUUCUCCCAGCCUGCUUGCGAGAAUUCAAGGGACGACCAAUUCCUUGGAAGAAGCAUGGAAAGAAAGUCCUUGCGGUGGAUUCUCAGAGACCUACGCUGCCCUCUGCGAUUACAGUGGCCUUUCUGCCCAAGAGGAAAUCCAAUGGGUUGUGGAUAAUAUUUAUCACGCGCGGGGAUGCAGAGAAUUCAACCUGUUGGAUUUCAACCACCUGCCCAGCCAAGAUAUUGCUCUUUGUGUGACCAGCUUAUCGUUUAAUCAGUGGUUUACAAAGCUAAGUUGCAAAGACUUCAAACUGAAUCAGGUUAUUUUGGAGGAGAUCCUUCUGGCCCUGAGAAAAUCAGUGACUUUGCAAGAGUUGGAACUGGAAAACUGUGGCUUAAAAUGUGACUUUGCACAGCAGAUGGCCCUCGUCCUUCAAGAGUAUCCAGAUUCUGCAUUAAACAGCCUUAAUCUCUCUAGAAACCUCCUGGAGGACCGAGGUAUCAUAGCUCUAAGCCAGACCUUCGAGCAAAGGAACAAGGGUUUCCAGUCCUUGAUCAUCGCAAAGACUUCUGUGACUCAGAAAGGAAUGAUGGCCUUGUGUCAAUCUUUGGUCAACAAUGGACAAUUCAGAACCAGCAUUUCCCAUUUGGACCUCUCUGGAAAUCCAGGAAGUUUGUUGGCUGAAGGUGGAAAUGGCUUGUUUUCCUUCCUGAAUGAGCCAAAUGCUUUGGGUCAUCUCGAUCUCUCUGGGUCAGACUGUGCUCUGGACAUGCUCUUUGGUGCCUUGGCCGGUGGAUGCUGUGUAAACCUGACUCAUCUGAAUAUCUGCAAGAACGUUUACUCUCACAAAAAAUCCAGAGGUGAUCCUUUUGCAAUCAGCCAGUUCUUCAGCCAGGCCUCUGCUCUACAACACGUUUCCUUGUCUGGAACCAAGCUUCCACCAGAGGCUCUAAGAUCGUUGCUUCAGGCUUUAGCCAACAACACCCAACUGAAGACCCUGUCCCUGGACCUCAGUAGCUGUGAGCUGAGCUCGGCAGGAGCCCAAGUGAUCCAGGAUCUGAUAUCAGAUGCCAGUUCAAUCUGUGACUUGAAUUUGUCAGACAACGGCUUUGAUUCGGACAUGGUGACGCUGGUUUUGAGCCUCAACCGAAGCAAAUCCAUUAAGCAUGUCGCAUUAGGGAAGAACUUUAACAUCCAAUCAAGAGAGACUCUAGUGGACACCUUGCACCGGAUUGUUCAACUCACUCAGGAUGAAGAUUGUUCAAUUGAAUCUGUAUCAGUGGCCGAAUCACGCCUGAAGCUGAGAACCAACAUUCUCCUGGCUGGUUUAGGGAGCAACAGCCAUCUUGUGGCCUUGGAUAUCAGCGGCAAUGCCAUGGGAGACUUGGGGGCCAAAAUACUAGCCAAAGCUUUGUCGGUGAAUAAAACUCUCAGGACCUUAAUGUGGGAUAGAAACAACGUAACCUUAUACGGAUUUCUUGAUGUGAUUUCAGCUUUGGAAAGGAAUUUCAUCCUCACGAAAAUGCCUUUGCCCAUGAACGACAUUGCUGUGGCUUACCGGAGUCAUCCAGAGAAAAUGGAGGAAAUUGUGCACCAGAUACAGUCUUACCUUGCAAGAAAUCAGAUUCAAGCAAACCUGCUCAAGGAGACAGGCCAGAUCCAGCUAGACAGUCAAGCCAGCUCUUCUGAACAGGCGGUGAAAGAUGUUUGCCUCACUGUGCAAAAAUACAUUGGGCUGCUGAGCUGUGUUCAGGAUGUGGAAGUGAAGGCUGAUCUGCUUUGGGCUGAGGAAGCCAUCAAGGAUGCAACCCUUUUCAUGGAUAUUUUGCCCAUUCUGUAUGAAGCGGGAAGGGCUUCCUACCAGAACUGCAAGCUUCAGCACAAAUUGGAAAAACUAAUUGAGGAAGUUUCUCAGACCUACAGCAAGGAGAUUCAGCCUCAACCAUUGGUCUUGUAUCGUGUCUUUGAUGUUGUCUCUCCAUCUUCUUCUGGGUUGGACCUUCCCUUCUUUUUGUAUAAGCCUUGUACGGCGGUUGUGCAAUCCCAGUUGGCUGCUACUCAGAGUUUGCACCCCCAAAUUUUGCAGAAAACAGAUUUCUUGAAGCAAUUAUUCUGCAAUGCAUCAGAAACAACCUUCCUGGACCAGUUGCUGACUGAGGUGUAUGACAAGGUCAUGAAGAUCCAGCUAUCAAUUACGGAAGCCAUGACCGAUAUUAUCAUGGAGAAGACUUUGGAAGAGUUAACCACCAUUCAAGACAGGCUGGUGGCUGCCCAAUGGAGACACACUUGUUCUCUGAGCCUUCUGCCAACACCUAGUUUAAAUGGUCUGCCAGAACUGAAGGUAGGCGCCCAAGACAACCCGAUUGGGAGUCCCCAGCCUGAGCUGUCACUCAGCCGUGCCUCCGCGAAGUCACGCCCUGCUUCCACAAAGGAUGCUGAGCCUGGGAGCGGGCUGCUGCCGCUGCCGCCGCCGCCUCCUCUCGCAGAGCCUGCAUCCGCAGCAUCCCUUAUGGACCUGCCGACUGCGGGGGAGAAAUUGGAGCAUUUCACCCGAGACAGGCCCAGGCCGAACCGAAGGAACAGGCAACCUCCUAGCAAGUCGAAUGUUCAGCCGCCUGUGCGUGAGAACACAGAAGACAGAAGCAUUGCCAGGUUGGAUGAAGGCUUAGAUGAAUUCUUCACCAAGAAGGUGAUCCAUGAAUAUUUACUUCCUACUUCCUCGGAAACCUCUCCCACGGCAGUCGCAUCGCCCUCUUCUGGUUCUCGGACCUUGAAAAAGAAAAUCGGACACUUCUUUGCCUUCAAGAAGCCAAAGUCAAGUCGGGGGCCCAAGUCCGAGAAAGACUCCGAGGGUAGUCCUUCACCAGCAAGGGGCAGGAAGCUGAUGCUCAGUGACAUUUUAAGGACCCCCAGCAAAGCCAGCGAUUCGGCCAAAGCGCUAAGCAAAUCUGAGGAAGGGGGGCUGGCUGGAGAGAACAGAGGCUAUCUGGAACAAAGCCAGACCCCGGAUAGUGCACGAAGGGCCAGGCCCAAGUACUCCCGAGAAGGGAAGUCUCAGUCCUUGAUACUCUUGUCUGGAGAAGAGACAGAGGGACUUGGUGUCAGGCAUGAGAAGAAGCGGUCCUUUGAGAAGAGCGAUGGUGAGCUGCCCAAUUCCUUCGAACAGCGUGUCCAUGUCAUGCUGCAUCGGAUUGGGGUCACCAAGGUGUUGUCUUCUGAAGGCAAAAAGAAACAGAGCAAAGAUGGGGAAAUCAAAAAGGCCGGUUCUGACGGGGAUAUCGUAGAUUGUUCUGCAGAAUCUCCUCCAUGCUCUUUGAAAUCACGAACACACUCCUUAUCCACAGGCCCUUCUCUUGCAGAUCCUUCCGUCCGCACGGGAUCUGCGGAUCCCAUUGGCCGAGCAGGUACGGAGCCAAGCGGCGGCUCCCUUGAGGGCCGACUUUCGUGGAAGGUUCUCGGGAAGCAGCUGAACGCCGAGUUUAAGGGCAAGUGUUCAGAAUUCAGCCCUUCGCCAAGAAGAGGUUUUGUCAAUCAGGACCCGGUCGGAGCCCGGGAGCCAAAAGGGAGAGAGAGCUGGAGCAGCAGUUUGCCCAGAACUGGGAGAAGCACGGCUGCCCCUCUUCCCCUCAGGAGGACCAGCAAUGCGGGCGAAGGACGGGCAUCUGUUGAACUGCAGAAUUCCUUUGCUCACUUGAACACGGUUGCUGGAGACAAUCAGUUCAAACCCAAGCCUCGUCUAAAGCCAGCGGUCAACCGAAGGGCCAUGUCUGUUCAUGAAGAGCAGCUCAGGGAGCAGGCUUGUGCGGCCGAGCUUCAUCAUGCAAAAAUCCCUCUUUGUUUGCAACGCUCCCCUAUUCUGAAAUGGAAGACUAAACCCAAGUUGCUGUUGGAGACUGCACCCUCGGAUUCUCUAGGCCCUCCCCCACAAGAACAGAAUGUGGUGGACUCCGACUCAAGAGAAGAAACAGAAGAGCUGCCCCAAGCUAUAGAACAAACUCUAAAGAAUGCACAAAAUACAGCGUUAGACCAAAGAACUGCUGUGCCCCUCUCCAAGUCUCCAAUACACGAGCAUUGAAUGAUUCUGCAUGAUGGCUGCUCUAUUGAAGGAGGACAGAGUGAAGGCUUACGGUUUGAAGCAACAGCCAGCGGCGAGGGUGCAAGUUCUUUGGUACAAGGAUGAACAAGGGACCGGCCCUCCCAUAGCUCCUUGGCUGGAAGAACUGGGAUUUCCAGUGAUGGAUAGUGGCAUCUAAUCCCCUGCACGUCUUUCUGGAUCGCCCCGUUUCAUCUUUCAUCCUUGUACACGCUCAUCAAAGUGCCCAGUAUUCUUAACGGUUUGUGUGAGAAAAGCCAAAAUCUCAAGUCUGCAGGAGACGGGUCUUUUCCAGCAGAAGUUGUACAGUUGGUACCAGAUGUGACAAAUUUGAUAGUGCCAGAAACAGAGAACCACCAGCAGGCGGGAUGGGGGUUGUUUUACAUACACUAAACUUGCUUGCCUUGCAUUGUAUGUUUUGGAAGUUUGAGACUAGGCUAGUGUGUGGUUUGUAGGGGGGAGUUAAAAGCAGGCACUCAGUUAAACCAGGUACAUGUCUCUCAUAGCAAACUUACUCCGCUGCUAUCCUACACCAUAUUUGUCCUUAAGGUCUUAUUUCCUUCUGUCCACAUCCUUUUGCAGUCUAGGAACAAUACUGUCAUGCCAAAACCAAUAUUUGCUGGCACCAACAAGAAGUUUGGUGUGAACAAGAUAUGAGGCGCAGUGUGCAUCGUAGCAGCUUUCAGCCAGGUUAACCCAAAGCAGGUGGCAGCUCCUCCUGUCCACGAUUAAAUCUGCGAAUUUGCAGUCAUUCCCAUCUCGUUUAUUCUGGUGUGAUUAGGCCUCCCCUCUCGGCUCCGUUAACAUUGCUCCAAGAUUCAGAAGUGCUUUGCUGUGGCAGAGAAGAUGGGAGGAAUGGAGAAGACUUUUCAUCGAUCGUGGCAUCACACCAAGCUUGGUGUUUCUGUUCAAACUCAUUGUGAAGAUGCUUAACCCGUAGCCUUGUCUCACGAAUCAGGAUCUGCGGCCUUCUCCUUAAAGCAAACACCUUACCCUAAAUCCAUUGGCUUUCAAGGAGGCUCUAGGAAAUAGUUAGUUUUUACAAUAUGAAUCGCUUAACUUGUUACAAGCUCCUUACAUCCGAAGCACUAGCACAUAGACGAAAGGGUAAGUACAUAUUUCUCCACACUGAUAGCCUGCAACUAAACACUGUGUUAAAUAUAGAUACAUACUCUGAAAAGAAAAAUUGCAGCUUUUUCGUAGAGCAUUUGGUACUUUCACCACUAGCCUUUUUUUCAGACACUGGAAGGAAAAAAUAUGUGGUGCUCAGCUAAUGUGAGUUAUAUUCUCCAGAGGACUGGAAAGGUUAUCUAACUUUCAGUUGAGACGUUUCCGGCCAUUGGGGAAAGUUCAGAAUCCCAUCAUCUGAAGGCAUUCUUUGAGGAAGACUGAAAAAAAGCUUUUGCUUCCGGCUAUCGGUGAAUUUGGAUGGACAGAAGAAGGAAGACUUAUGAACCACACCACAGUUAAGAUAAAUGAAGGAUAUAUGCAGAUGUAGAGUUCUCACAACAGUGUCUACUAGCGCAACGCCACAUACACACGAACCUGUUUCCACACAGAUAACAUUUUGGCAUAAUGGUUUCAAUUACCAAUCAUCCUCAACCACAAGAGACGCUCAGUGGGAGUUGAGCUCCUUGUAACUGUACUUGGGUAUCUGCCAUCUAGUACCAGGUGAUUAUUGCAUGCAUCUUUUAAAAAAUAUUCUAGCACAAACAGCCAACUUAUUUACAUUAAGGUCCUUAUUUUAAAGCAAAGAAUCACAGAAUUUUAUUUUAACUUUCAAACUAUGUUUGAGUGACUGUGCUCGAAUUUGGAAAAUUGGCACACAAGGUAUAUUUUUUAUCGAGAGCUGUGCUGUUGUAUUUUUCCUAAUUUGUUUUAAUUUUCAAAACAUUUUAUCAAGCAUGUAAGCUAUAUGAAGUAUUUUGUAAUUAAAUGA